AGAAGGGAAGGAUUGGGUGGUGGAGAUUAAAAGUCGGCCAGACAAGGGCGGAGGGGAAAGAGAUUACGGGGUACGGGGGGGUUAGCAGCAGCGGCAGCGACGUUGCUCACCAACGAAGAACAACGCGUGGAAGAGAGCACAUCGUGACCGAUCCGGCGUGAAGCGCAAUAAUGUCUCUCUCCCAGCGCAGCGCAAUGGUGGCCGGUGACCUACUGCGCCGCUGCCUCCAAUGCCCCACCACCACCCCGUCAUGUCCCACAUGCAAGUCCACCGAGAUCUGCUCCCUCGUCCCCACCACCUGCGACGCCUGCGCCCACGCCACAUGCAUCCCCAACCCGUCGCCCUCCCCUCCCCGCUCCGGGCCCAACGUCGGCGCGAUCGCGGGCGGCGUGGUCGGCGGGAUCGUGUUCGUGGCUAUCGUCGUCUUCUUCGUGUGGCGCUUCUGGAUCAAGAAGAAGCGGCAACAGCAAGAGAUGGAGGCAGAAGAGUGGGAAGAAGACGACAUUGCGCAGCAGAAGGCCGGCCGGACGAGUGCGACGAGGUUGAACAGCAUGCACGCCGCAGACGCUGUCAGUACGCGCACGAGAGGCAGUCUGGCGAAUAGCAUCCUCAGCCGCGCGAGCAAUAUCAUCCAGAUCGCGUAUAUACCCGGCGUGACCAACCGAAAUGCCGGCACAGGAAGGAAUAGUUUGUUAGGGACGGUGCCUGUGCCACCCAUCCCAGCAGCACAGUCUGGAGACCGACCCGCCUCGCCGAAGAGUCCGCUCAGCAAUGAGGGCGACGCGCUCUUCUUCCGGCCAGGAGAUCUGAGGGAUAGCUCAUACUCCGCCGCAUCCUCCUCCUUCCGCUCCGCCACCGAACGAGGAGGCAACAGGGACACGCAGUACACCCUCCGUCACUCCAUUACCCCGUCCUUAGCGCGGUCGUCAUUAGCAAGCGAGAUGUACCACGACGAGCCCACAGCUGUACCCGCGACUACAAUAGCGAGGGCAGCACCGAAAGUGGUGUCGAUCAAGGGAGCUGAGUCCACGCGAUCAACCACCCCUACAGAGAACGAGCGACCAACUACCUCGCCCCCGAGCACGGCGGGUCCGCGCAUCCUGAUCCCCGGCGAAAGACCCUCGACCGCCUCCGCCUCUCCUUCUACCUCCCCAGCGAGCUCAGUGAGAGGGAAAGCGAAGCAAGUUACCCUCGGCCCCGCCUCGACAAACGCAGGCAAAGGUCGCUUCCCCAUCCGCCAACCCAGUGACGCGUCAACCCUUACCGCCACCUCCACUCUGAGUCGCGGCCAGCACAUGCCCGCCAUCUCCUCGCCGUUAGCCACGGCGGAGACGGAAACGGACGAGGACGAGGAAGAAGAGCACGCCCGAGCGCGCCAAUCCCUGCUGAAACCCACCCACCCCGCCUCGAGCACGACUACGCCCACGGUCCAGCCGGCGGAGAGUCCCUUCUUUGAUGCGUCGGAACGUUCACAUAUAUCCCCUCCUCCUCCUCCUCCUCCUCCUCCUCCUCCUCCUCCCACAUCUUCUUCUUCCUCUUCGCCUCCGCGCCCGAACCCAUACGCGUCCAUGGCUAGCUCGAUAUCGGGUGUCGACGAGCGAAGUCGCUCUCCUCCCCGACGCUGUGGCGGGGCGGGUGUGGGGAGGGGGUUGGGCGGGUUGAGCGAUAUUAUUGAGGAGGCUACUCGCCGGGCUAGUAGGAUUGAUGGGAGUGGUGGGGGUGUGGGCCAGAGGGAGGGGAGUCCGUUUGCGGAUCCGCGGUAGGCUGCGGGUGCGGGUGCAGGUGCGGAUGAGUGGCGGCAAGGGGUUGGACGUGACCCUUUCUUUCGGACUGGAACUGGAGUGUCUCUGGAUCUUCUUUGGAUUUUCUUCAUCACAUUGGUAACGACCUUCUUCUUCUUACGAAAACUGGCGAGGAUGAAGCGAGCAGCGGGUGGCGUUGAGAGUUUUAUGCGGAGGAUCACGACUUCAUCUGACUGGUUGGCUGG
Baudoinia panamericana UAMH 10762 is the source of this 1987-nucleotide messenger RNA. RefSeq lists its product as uncharacterized. NCBI's taxonomy places the organism in Eukaryota, Fungi, Ascomycota, Dothideomycetes, Mycosphaerellales, Teratosphaeriaceae. The record is from RefSeq and is a predicted model, not a curated record. Bases 171 to 1763 code for a protein of 530 amino acids. The transcript is spliced from 2 exons.